AAAUUAUCAGUCGAAAGGAAAGAAAAGCUUUCUUCUUUGGGCAGGUUCGUCAGACAGGAGUCGUCUUUAUCAUCUUAUUUAGCUAAAUAGUGAUCACAGUUGGUUUUUAUCAAAAGUUGGUGUGAUCAGAAUUUUGCAAACCACUUCGGGUAAAACUUGGAUGUAAAGUUGGCAAAUCCUUUGCAGUAGGUUGUUAUGUGGUGACUUAUUAUUCCUUCUCUUGAUCAUCUGUAGGACCCUCUGAGCUUUUGACGAGACAACGAUGGUAAAUCGAACUGCUUCAGCUUCGAUAUUGUCUUCUGAACCCUCAGAGCAAAGUGGGACACAGAUGGCAACUUCGAGUGCAAACACACCUCAACCUACUUUGCAGCUGAGCAGAAACUCCUCACAUGGCCCUGUAGCGAUUCUCUGGGACAUCGAGAACUGCCCAGUUCCAAGUGAUAUACGCCCAGAAGAUGUGGCUGGCAACAUCAGAAUGACGCUGCGGGUCCAUCCUGUAAUUAAAGGAGCUGUUACAACAUUCUCUGCCUAUGGAGAUUUUAAUGCAUUCCCCAGGCGACUAAGAGAGGGUUGCCAGAGAACUGGUGUCAAACUCAUAGAUGUCCCAAAUGGCAGGAAAGAUGCUGCUGACAAGGCAAUCUUGGUUGACAUGUUUCUUUUUGCUCUUGAUAACCGUCCGCCUUCUUCCAUCAUGCUGAUCUCAGGGGAUGUUGAUUUUGCACCUGCACUACACAUACUUGGCCAACGUGGAUAUACUGUGAUUCUUGUCAUUCCUUCUGGGGUGGGUGUUUCAUCUGCCCUGAGUAAUGCAGGCAGUUUUGUCUGGGACUGGCCUAGUGUUGCCCGUGGAGAAGGUUUUGUGCCUCCUGCUAAGACUUUUAUUCCUCUUCGUGGAGGUCCAACUGACGUUGCUGGGUUUCUGAUGGGAUGCCAGAUAAAUGACAAUCCCGAUGGUCAAAAUGAAGAAGAAGCAAUUUUAUAUAGAGGAAUCUCACAAAGCUAUUACAACUCUAGAGAGUUCCCGAUGAUAUCACAGUCUUUAUCCGAAUACAAUAGUACUUCAAUAUCCAUGCCUUGUUUUCCUACAACUUUGAGAUCACAUAGUCUCCCUUCUGGUUUGAAUGAAGUUUCAGCCAGACCUGUUGCUUCUUGUGACCAGAAUGACUUGAUGUGGGUACAGCCUGGAGAUAUAAAUGGUUUGAAGGGGCAGCUGGCAAAGUUGCUUGAACUGUUUGGAGGAUGUCUGCCCCUUACUCGUGUACAUGCUGAGUACCAGAAAAUUUUUGGAAGGCCUCUUUACGUUUCAGAAUACGGGGCAGUCAAACUUGUGAAUCUUCUCAAGAAGAUGACUGAUGCCAUGACUGUUGAGGGAAAAGGCAAUAAGAAAUUUGUCUGUCUCCGGAACUCUAGUGUUGGACCAAGUGCUCCUCCAUUAGUUCUAGCAAAGAAGGAUAAAAGAGGAAAGGGGACUCGGGAAGAGCACAUUGGUAUUAUAACAGGGGGUGGAUCUUCAGAUGAAUUCUCAGAUGACGAAAGGGUGGUUGUAGAAGAACAUGAUGCAAGGAAGGAUGGAGAAAGGACUGAUUUGGAGAUGGAAGUGCAAUCUGAAACUAGUGAUCCAAGCCUUGAACAGUUCAAAUACGAACUUCAAGAAAUUCUAGUCAGCUAUUCUUGUCGGAUUUUCCUUGGUUGUUUUGAUGCAAUAUAUCAACAACGGUACAAGAAAUCAUUGGACUAUCGGAGCUUUGGUGUGAAUGAGCUGGAGGAUUUGUUAGAAAAGGUGAGAGAUGUGGUGGUCUUGCAUGAGGAACCAGUAAGCAAAAAGAAGUUCUUAGCUGCUGUUGGUGGCUAGAAGAAUUGGUCUGUAGUCUGUACCCCUUUUUGAGGCUUUCUGGCUUAACUUAAUUAGGAUAACAAUUGAGGUAUACUUGUCAUUCUCCUGUCCUUUUCUUUAUCCAUUGACCCCAAAGUUGCACACAACAUGAUGAGGAAAAGCAUGGAAAAUGUCUGGUCAUUGUUUUGCAUCUGACAUAGUUUUGUAGAUUAAUCUUGAAAGUUCCAAUACUCAUGCCAGAGUCGCUGUAACUGAUCAACCAACAAUGUGACACCUUUCUGUAAAUUAACUUGCAUUUAAGAAGUACUUGCUAAUACAAGACCCUCUAUUUAUUCUUCUGUAGUUAUUGUCGUUUGAAAUGUAUAUGCUCAAUUAAAUGGCAAAUAAAGUUUUUGCUGGAAUUUUUUUCAUUUACAUUGUUCUUUGCUCAGUUAA
Ilex paraguariensis (yerba mate) is the source of this 2269-nucleotide messenger RNA. The record is from the annotation of a GenBank genome assembly. Lineage: Eukaryota; Viridiplantae; Streptophyta; Magnoliopsida; Aquifoliales; Aquifoliaceae.